This is a messenger RNA of Centropristis striata (black sea bass), 3434 nucleotides long. RefSeq names its product extended synaptotagmin-like protein 3 (gene esyt3). NCBI's taxonomy places the organism in Eukaryota, Metazoa, Chordata, Actinopteri, Perciformes, Serranidae. The record is from RefSeq and is a predicted model, not a curated record. Bases 269 to 2800 code for a protein of 843 amino acids. Gene Ontology annotation, molecular function: lipid binding. Gene Ontology annotation, biological process: lipid transport. The transcript has 23 exons.
UGGAAUUCUUCAUUGUUGCGCGCAUUCCCCACCCAUGGGUGCAGGUGUGUCUACCUUCCCUUUGGAAGUUACAAACACGGAAGUUUUGGACUGUGCGACUCGUUUUACCACUGCACUAAUGGGGUGUGCACUAGACUGGAUUAACUGUGUCGUCUUACUUUAAAAGACAUGCUGAGGUGAACCGAAAUACGCGAAAACAAACCGACCGAGGCAGUGAGCGAAAACAACUCUUUUCAACUGGAACCAGGUUCCAGCGGGAGUCCCAAUCAUGGCAUCCGCAGGGCAGAUGUAUCCGACGGAGGGAGCGGGGCUCGGGGAAAACCUGUCGAUCCACGGCAGCACCGACAAGCUGAGCUCCUCGGCUGUCAACCGCAUCCUGAUGGAGUUCCUGAUGUACUUCGGCAGAGCCAUGCUCUUCUUCUACCCCGUGUAUCUGACAGGAUACCUGGGGCUCAGUAUCAGCUGGGUGCUGCUGUGCAUGGUGAUGGUCACUUGGUGGAGGAAGAACCGACAGUGGAAAGACGCCCGGUUCGGAACCGCGUUCGAUUUUGUUGACAAUGAAUCACAUGUGGUCCACAGGGAGCUGGAAAACACCUUACAAAUGGCAUCAUGGGUCCACUUUACAGAUGUUGAGAAAGUUGGCUGGGUUAACAAGGUGUUGGAGCAGGCCUGGCCUUUCUUUGGGAUGUUCAUGGAGAAGCUCCUUAAAGAAAGCAUCCAGGCGACUGUCAGGCUCUCCAGCCCUGCGCUCAAGACGUUCUCUUUCACCAAGGUCCACUUUGGACACAUACCUCCUAGGAUCACAGGAAUAAAAGCACUCACACAUGAAGUGGAUCACAAGGAGGUGAUUCUGGACAUGGUUAUAAGUUAUGACGGUGAUGUGGACAUCGACACGGAAGUGAAGCCGGCAAUCACAGCUGGGGUCAAAGGACUUACACUCCAGGGGAAUCUGAGGGUCAUUUUGGAGCCUCUUAUUGGCCAAGCACCGCUGGUGGGAGGAGUCACCUUUUUUUUCAUUCGCCGUCCUACACUACAAAUCAACUGGACAGGCAUGACCAACCUUCUGGAUACCCCUGGUUUCAGCUCGGUGUCUGAGGGGACCAUCAUGGACAUCAUUGCCUCACUCAUGGUGUUGCCCAACCGCAUGUGUAUCCCCCUCAUAGACCAGGUCAAAGUGGAUCAGAUGAGGUUCCCACUACCCAGAGGUGUGGUGAGGGUCCACCUGCUGGAGGCCAGAGACCUGGUGCCCAAGGACACAUACAUGAUGGGUUUAGUGAAAGGCAAAUCAGACCCGUAUGCAACACUCACAGUGGGCAACAAACAUUGCAAAAGCAAGACCAUCAAAGAGACUUUGUUCCCCACGUGGAAUGAAGUGUAUGAGUUUGUGGUCCAUGAAGCCCCAGGACAAGAGUUGGAGAUGGAGCUAUUUGAUGAGGACACGGACAAAGAUGACAAACUUGGAACGUUUAACCUUGAUUUUGGAGAAGUGAAGAGGGAUAUAGAAAUGGAUGAGUGGUUUCCCCUGGUAGGGGUCCCGAGUGGAGAAGUUCAUCUCAAGCUCCAGUGGUUUUCCCUUAAAUCUGACCCCAGCCUGCUGAGGGAGUCCACAGACGGCCUUGCUUGUGCUAUGCUUGCAGUGUAUCUGGACAGCGCCUCAAACAUACCAAAAGAUCACAGUGAGAUCGGCGAGCAUCACAAGCACGGGAAGCACUCAAGGGAAGCUCGGCUCACAAAGAGAACUGUCUGCCCAAACUCCUUUGUGGAAUUUUCCAUUGGUGAGGACGUUCAAAAAAGCAAGGUUGUGUACUCAUCCAAAGACCCGAAGUGGGAGGAGGGCUUCACCUUCUUUGUGCAUAAUGUCAAAACACAGCAGCUCAUGCUUCAGGUCAAAGAGCCAGAGAAGAAGACCCAGCUUGGUGUUCUCAACAUACCUCUGACUCGCCUCCUCAACGUCUCCGACAUGACCCUUGACCAGCGCUUCCCGCUCGAGCGCUCCGGAGCAAACAGCCAGAUCAAGCUGAAAGCCACUCUCAGGAUUCUUGCUGUGGAAAAGCCUCCACCCAAGAUUAUCCUGAACCCUCCUCCUAAAGACAAACAACAAAUACCACAGUCUACACAAGGGGGUAACGCCCCUGCAGCCAAUCCCUCCACUGCUACAUCCUCCUCUCCAGCACUGUCCCCCAACACCAACCUUGCUCCCCAGUCCUCAUCUGCACAGUGGGUAGCCGAUACCCAGAAUGGCCCUGAUGAAACCUGGCAGUCGCCUUCUUCUUCCACACCAAACAUGCGUCGGUAUGACUCCCACAGCCUGCUGUCGGAGAACUCCAUGGCUUCGUCACGUUUUGACAUUUCAGAUGGGUCCUCGUAUCCUGAGGCCAUCAAGAGACAUCAGGGUUCAUUUGGGGAGAUCCAGCUGUCUGUACGCUAUGCUGUCCUGAGGAACAGACUCAUUGUGGUGGUUAACUCCUGCAGGAACUUAUUCCGCUUCAGUGAGAAUGGCACAGACUCUUACGUCCGCCUGUAUUUUCUCCCUGAACAAUCAUGGCUGCACCGCAAGAGGACACAUGUCAAGAAGAGGACAGUCGAUCCUGUCUUCAAUCACAAGUUUGAAUUUGACGUGUCCCUUCAAGAAGCACAAAACAGAAAGUUGGAUGUGUCGGUGAAAAAUGGCAAGAUGUUCCACUCACGGGAGAGAAAGGACAUAGGCAUGGUGAUGAUAGAUCUUUCACAGUUGGAUUUAGUCAAAGGCACAACAGAAUGGUAUGAACUCACACUGCCUGGGCUGAAGAAAUACAGCUAGCGGGUAGAGCUGUAAAGCUCCUCAGACACUGCCAGACCAAAUGCAGGCCUGAUAAAUUCUGGGAGAGCUGCACUUUCCUUUUGUCUUCCUUAUCAUCGUGGACCAGAGUUGGGUUCUCCAAAUGCAGCACUAAACUCAGAUACGGAACAUAUUUGGUUCUGUUUGUCAAAGUCUGUACGCUCACAGGCACAUACAGUAAUAUUCCAAACCACAACCCUGCUUAGGGUCUUACUUGGAAUAAAGUUUUUCAGUGCAGUUGUCGCACUUAUAGAUAUCCCCCAUGAUAUAACAAUAUAUUCUGUUUCAAAUUAUCUUGUUCGAGCACACACACAAAGCUGCAUAUAAGACUUUCUGAACAUGCAUUGGUAUCCUAGAUAAUGUCGACAUAAGAAGAAUAUUUUCCAAUUGAUUCAUAAUGCUGUAGCUGAGAAUCUAUUUUCCAUAAUGUAAUUUAUCAGAGCAUUUUCGUAUUUAUACAAGAAACAAGCUAAUAUCUUUAAUUCACAUAUUUUUUGUGUGAGGUUUUGUUUUUGCAUUGCCAAAGUAAUCCUGUUUGUAUUUGUUGUGUGAAUAUUUGUAUUGAUAGUGUUAUGUAAUAUUUUAUAGCAGGGGGAAUAAAAGAUAAACUAAGUGU